AUGGCGGACUCAAUAGAACAAUUGCGGGAAAAGUAUGAAGCAGCACUCGUGCAAUUAAAAAAGGAAAAAGCGGCGGUGGAGGAGAAGAAUAAGCAGCUAAUUCAGCAACGGCUACAAUUUUUGCAACAGCAGUCAAAGGAAAGUGCAGCGAACCGUAGUACUGAGGCUCAGACAGGCGAUUCCGGGGUUCAAAGCGACAGGAGUCAACUGCUCAUUACUGGACGAGUCGGUAAUUUGCAAGAGUAUAGCUUGAAAGACGACUGGAACCACUGGAUCGAGAGGUUUGAACAGUACUACAUAGCUAAUGAUAUUGCUUCGGAAAAAGGAGUAGCGCUUUUCCUCACAUUAAUUGGCAGCGAGGGCUAUGCCUUGCUGCGCAGCUUGUGCACACCGUGCUUGCCCGCAAAUAAGUCGCUGAAGGAGUUAAAUGAAAUUAUGAAAAAUCAUUUACAACCAAAACCGAGUGUGAUUGCUGAACGUUACAAAUUUAAAGAAUGUUCGCAAAAAGACACUGAUAGUAUUAUGGAGUUUUUGGCAAAUUUAAAAAGGUUAUCAACAUACUGUGAAUUCGGCAGCAGCUUGGAAUCGCAUUUGCGAGAUCAGUUCGUUUGGGGAGUAAAAAACGAACGUAUCAAAAAGAGACUGCUUAGCGAGCACGAUUUGACGUAUGCCCGUGCAGUGGAACUGGCUCAAACGAUGGAGAUGGCCACGAAGGAUGUGGCUGAAAUGGGAGCGUCGUCGAAAGGCCAAGUCGAUUCAAUCAACUUUGUGGGAAAAGGAUCGAAAAAGUCAUCUACCAGGGAAUCCAGCGUCAAAUGUUGGUGCUGCGGCAGAUCAAAUCAUCCAACAACGGCGUGUCGGUAUCGUAGUUUAAAAUGUCGUAAUUGUCAGAAGCCGGGUCAUUUGGUACGAAUGUGUAAAGUUAAAAAAGAAAAUAAUGAAAAAGGAAAGUCCGACAAGAUUAAUAAGAACGGAGAAAAUAGACAAAAUUUUAUAUGGAACACAAGUGAGAAGGAAGAGAAUUUUGAUACACUUUUUCAUUUAAAUGAGGGUAACGUUAAACCGGCGAUGAAAAAUGAAACAAUUCAAUUUAUUGCCCCCUGGAGAAUCGGAAUUAAGGUGCAAAACAAAGAAAUUGAAUUUCAUGUUGACUCAGGGUCCGAAAUUUCGGUUAUUUCUGAAGAAGAAUUUGUCAACAGACGAGAGUGGAGCACAGUGCCGCUCGAUAAGACACAACGAAGGUUUAAGACACACCCGGGGCAUAAAAUUGAGCCAUUGGGAGUAUUAAACGUAGAAGUAGAGUAUCAAAAUAAGAAAUUGAAACUUCCACUGUUUGUUUUGCCCGGUGAUGGUCCUCCUCUAGUGGGCCGAGCGUGGAUUUGUGCCUUAGGAAUACCAGUAGAGAGAUUUACUAACAGUAAUGAGAAUUCUCGUAUUGGAAUGAUAUUAAGCCAAAGUAAAAAAAAAUAUUGAUGAUAUUAUUCGUAAUUUCGACUCGGUUUUCUCUUCAAAAUUGGGAAGAUAUACAGGGGGAAGUUUCAAAUUACAUUUGAAAGAAGAAGUACAGCCAGUAUUUUGUAAGGCGAGACCGUUGCCGUAUUCGAUGAAGGAAAAGGUCGAAAAAGAAUUGGAACGUUUAAUCAAAGAAGAUAUCAUAUAUGAAGUCGAGAAUAGUGACUGGGCAACCCCGAUUGUUCCUGUACCCAAAACGAAUGGGGAAAUCAGAAUUUGCGGGGAUUUCAAAGUGACGAUCAAUCAGAAAAUUAAAAUCGAUCGUUAUCCAGUUCCGAGAAUUCAGGAUUUAUUGUCGAGUCUAAAUGGGGGAAAAUAUUUUUCGAAAAUAGACUUAUCGCAAGCUUACCAGCAAGUGGAGCUGGACGAUCAAUCGAAACCGCUGGUCACUAUUUCGACUCACAAAGGAUUGUUUAGAUACAAACGACUUUUUUUUGGUGUGGCAUCUGCUCCAGGGUUAUUCCAACGCGAAAUGGAAAAGAUAUUACAAGGUCUUGAAGGCGUUGUGUGUUACUUUGACGAUAUUGAUGAUAAGUGGUAACACAAUGGCAAUUCACAACAAAAGAUUAAGCGACGUUCUCUGCCGAUUAAGGGAUUGUGGAUUGACCGCAAACAAAAGUAAAUGUAUUUUCGGCAGCGAGAAAAUUCAGUUUUUAGGCUAUAUCCUUGAUGGUACAGGUAUACAUGCCGCGACGGAUAAAAUAAAAGCGAUAGUUGAUGCUCCUGCUCCAACGAACAUAACCCAACUAAGAGCGUUCUUGGGUAUGAUUAAUUAUUAUUCUAAAUUUAUUAAGAAUUAUGCUCAACUGUUAAAUCCGUUGCAUUAUCUGUUGCAGAAAAAUGUUGCUUGGCAAUGGAAGUGUUAACAGGACAAAGCAUUUAAGGAAGCAAAACGUUGUUUGACGUCAUCGGAAGUAUUGGUACAUUAUGACGCUAAAUUGCCAAUAAAGAUUUCAAGUGAUGCAUCACCAUUUGGUGUUGGUGCAGUUUUGUCACAUGUAUACGCAGACAAAAGUGAGAAGCCAAUCGCUUUCGCGUCAAGAGCGUUAACGAAAGCAGAGAAAAAUUAUUCUCAACUAGACAAGGAAGCUUUGAGUCUUGUAUUCGGAGUAAAAAAAUUCCACCAGUACGUAUAUGGUAGAGAAUUUAUUUUAGAAACCGAUCACAAGCCUCUUAUUUACAUUUUUGGCUCUAAAAAAGGAUACCCUCAAAUGGCCGCUACUAGAGUACAGCGGUGGGCGGUAUUUUUGUCUGCGUAUCACUUCGAAAUCAAGCACGUGAAAGGAAUCGAUAAUAGUCGAGCUGAUAGCCUGUCGCGCAUUCCUUUGCCAAUCGACGAAUCGAAAUUUAAGGAAAAUGAAGAUUAUACGUAUUUGAAUUACGUUAUUGAUGAAGUUAAGACGUUAGAUACAGAGCGUGUAGCAAGAGAGACAAUGCAAGAUCCAAUUUUAAAACGCAUCUGUGAGUUUGUUUUGAAAGGUUGGCCAGAUAAAAUGGGUGAGGAGUUCAGUGCCUUUUAUAGUCGAAAAUUGGAAUUUACUAUUGAAGAAGGGUGUCUGUUAUGGGGACACCGAGUAGUAAUUCCUCCAUCCAUGCGAGAGGAACUGCUACAAGAGCUACAUGUUAGUCAUAUGGGGGUGGUAAAAAUGAAGGCACUGGCUCGCUCUUAUAUUUGGUGGCCAAAUAUCGACAGAGAGAUUGAAAAUGUCACGAAAUCGUGUAUCUCGUGUUUAAAAUGGUCCGACAAUCCACCAAGGUCAGUUUUACAUUCAUGGAAAUGGCCUGAAGGCCCGAAUCAUAGGAUUCACGCAGAUUUUUUGUGUCCCAUUGCCGUACAAGACUAGAUCUGGUUAGACCAGAUCUUAGGAAAUAUAUAGAAAAUAAGCAAUUAAGCCAAAAACGUGUGUUUCCAGGGAAUAGGCGAUUUGUGUGUAAUAAAGGAGACGUAACAAUGAUAUAGAAUUACGCGAAGAAUUUGUGGGAAAAGGCGGAAGUAACAGAAAAAUUGUCCCCAGUCACUUUUGCAGUAAAAACAGACGAUAAUAAGAUUCACAAGCGUCAUUCCGAUCAGAUUAAACAUUGUAUAGUGGACAAGGAGGAGACAGUAACGGAAAUAACACCAGAAGGAAAAAAAGAAGUUGCUGGUUUUCCAGCCGAUUCAGAACAUAUCACGGAAACAGUUAAUCAAAAAAAAGAUACCGAAGAGCAGAUAAUACCUGCGACCAUAAAUGCACAAUCAGUGCGUAGGUCAUCGAGAAUUAGGAAACCGAGACAAAUUUUGGAUUUGUAAGAGAAAUAGUAUAGUGAAGCAUCGAAUUUUUCCAUGUACUUCAACACGAAUAUUAAGUGAAUAUGAUUGUAGCGAAUACGAAAAUGUAAUCGUGAGCGAUACGAAAUAAUCGUAAGGAAAUACAAAUUGUAAUCGUGAAUGAAGACUGGUAUAUAAUUGUGUUGAUUAAUUGUAUUAACAAUAAUCUGGUGUGGAGGGAUGUAGAGUCUUUGCGAAGCACACCGUUUAGUGCUGCCCUCUGGUAAUCAGAGUUUCUCCUUUCUCUCUCUAUCUGGUACUCCGAUUAGGCAGACCUCCUCGGGAGCCCCAUCAAGUAACG
This is a messenger RNA of Venturia canescens, 4121 nucleotides long. RefSeq lists its product as uncharacterized. Lineage: Eukaryota; Metazoa; Arthropoda; Insecta; Hymenoptera; Ichneumonidae. The coding region runs from base 1 to 1473 and encodes 490 amino acids. The transcript has a single exon. The record is from RefSeq and is a predicted model, not a curated record. Gene Ontology annotation, biological process: proteolysis. Gene Ontology annotation, molecular function: aspartic-type endopeptidase activity; zinc ion binding; nucleic acid binding.